Hemiscyllium ocellatum (epaulette shark) is the source of this 6277-nucleotide messenger RNA. It is a transcript of the gene plcl1, whose product is annotated as phospholipase C like 1. NCBI's taxonomy places the organism in Eukaryota, Metazoa, Chordata, Chondrichthyes, Orectolobiformes, Hemiscylliidae. Gene Ontology annotation, molecular function: phosphatidylinositol-4,5-bisphosphate phospholipase C activity. The record is from RefSeq and is a predicted model, not a curated record. The transcript has 6 exons. Bases 359 to 3640 code for a protein of 1093 amino acids. Gene Ontology annotation, biological process: lipid metabolic process; intracellular signal transduction.
CUGGUGGAAGCUCAUGUCAAUUAGUUGAGUAGCCAAAAGCUGUCGGUGUCAGUUUGCUGCGAGAAAUAACAGAAAGGAAAGUGUGAGUAAGGCAAUCCUAUGCACUAGAGCGGGUUAUCCGCAAACUUCCUGUUUUAUCAACGGAAUUGAAACGAUUUAUAUCUGAAUUGUUGCAGAUCUAAUUUGACUUCAGACUGGCACAUGAAACCGCGCCUCUUUUUCAAGUGCUGAGUUCUUGUCCGGUGUGUUGUGCUUCGGUUGUGAUCUGACAGCUAUGAGAGUCUCGUCGAGCAACAUUGCCGCUGGUAGAAUUUGUUGAGAAUACAAACAUUACUUGGAGUAUUGUUUAUUAUAAUUUAUGCACAAAAUGGCGGAAGGUCGGAAGGAGAGUGGACUUGAUGGAUCUGAGUUACUUGAGGAGCCUGAGCCAGUUGGUGAUUCCCGCAAAGCUUGGGACACAACGGAAGAAGACUUGGAAACUGUUGGAGCAGCGGUGGCCAGCGGAAAGGGCAGGAGGAGGCGAAGUGCCGUUUCAGCGGCUGGAGAUCGUUUCAGUCCCGGAGAAUCUACGUCCUUGGGAACAACAGGAGAUGUAGAAGCUUGUCUCAUUGAGGCUGCCAAAGCGACACCCCGCAGAAGUAGCAUCAUUAAGGAUUCUACAAAACAGAAGCACGAACAGAAGAAAACUGUAUCGUUCAGUAGCAUGCCUUCUGAAAGGAAAAUUAACAAUGCCAGUGACUGUAUCAGCUUCAUGCAAGCUGGCUGUGAGUUGAAGAAAAUACGUUCAAAUACUCGAAUCUAUAGUCGCUUUUUUACUUUAGAUCCUGACCUUCAGGCUUUACGUUGGGAACCUUCCAAGAAGGAUCCUGAAAAGGCUAAACUUGAAAUUUCUUCUCUUAAAGAGGUCCGAGUUGGAAAAAACACAGAGAUUUUCAGAAGUUGUGCAGUUGUGGAUCAGAUUUGUGAAGACUGUUCAUUCUCCUUAAUAUAUGGAGAAAACUAUGAGUCUUUGGAUUUGGUAGCCAGUUCUGCAGAUAUUGCUAAUAUCUGGGUUACAGGCCUCCGUUACGUCAUUUCACAUAAUAAGCAAACAUUGAAUUUGAUAGAUGGGAGCCAGAAUACGCUCAGGACCACAUGGCUUCAUUCUGUGUUCAGUGAAAAUAGUAAAGCCAGCAAUGGAAUUAUGUUGGAAGAUGAAGCUGUGAAGUUGAUAAUGCAACUCAAUCAUGGUUUAAAAGAAUCAAAAAUCAGAAUUAAAAUUAGAGAGUUACAAAGUAAUAAAGGGAAACUAGCUACCUGGGUAACAAAGGAGGAAUUUACUGACAUUUACUAUGAUCUUUGCACAAGGCCUGAGGUAUAUUUCUUGCUUGUGCAAAUUUCUAGGAAUAAAGAAUUUCUGGAUGCCAAAGACUUGAUGUUUUUUUUAGAAACUGAACAAGGAAUGAUCAAUGCAACUGAAGAAAUGUGCCUUGAUCUUAUACGGAGGUAUGAGCCUUCAAAGCAAGGUCAGCUGAAUGGUAAUCUCAGUAUUGAUGGCUUUACUCGGUAUCUGAUAUCACAAGAAUGCAAUAUAUUUGAUCCAGAGCACAAAAAAGUCUGUCAAGAUAUGACUCAACCUCUAUCCCAUUAUUAUAUCAAUGCAUCUUAUAACACCUAUGUUACAGAAAACACCGCUAGAAGCCCUUCUGAUCUGCUUGGAUAUAUUAGGGCCUUAAAGUUGGGCUGCAGAAGUAUUGAACUUGAUGUAUACGACGGUCCACAUGAACCAGUUGUCAGUAAACGCAACAAUGUGACCUCACCAGUCAGCUUCAAUAAUGUCAUUAAAGUAAUUAAUCAGUAUGCCUUUGUAACCUCCGAGUACCCUUUGAUUAUAUGUUUGCGAAAUCACUGUUCAGUAGGGCAACAAAAAGUCAUGGCACAAAAACUGAAAAUGAUCCUUGGAAACAAAAUAUUUACUGAACCACCAAAUUCAACACAAAGGUACCUCCCAUCACCAGAGAAGUUAAAGAGGAAAAUUAUCUUGAAGGGAAAGAAAUUGCCGCAAAACAUUGACUUAGCUGAAGGUGAUGUGACAGAUGAAGAUGAAGAAACAGAAAGUUCCCAAAGCUUAACAGAUACAUUUUUUGUUACUAAGCGGAUUAUUCAUCUAUGUAGGGAGCUCUCUGAUUUGGUUACUUUAUGUAAAACUGUACAAUUCAACAGUUUUCAUAAUUCAAUGAAGAGGCAGAAAUAUUGGGAAAUGUGUGAUUUUGGUGAAGGUGAGGCACGUGCAUUGGCAAAUGAAUAUCCAGAUGACUUUGUGAACUACAAUAAGAGAUUUCUGUCACGAGUGUAUCCUAACAAUUUUGGAUUUGAGUCAAGCAAUUUGAAUCCACAAGAAUUCUGGAAUUGUGGCUGCCAACUGGUAACCAUCAAUUAUCAGACCCCUGGUCCAAUGUUGGAUCUUAAUGUUGGUUGGUUUCGACAGAAUGGGUGUUGUGGCUAUGUCCUACGCCCUGCAGUUAUGCGUGAUGAGGUGUCCUACUUCAAUGCAUAUAUUAAAGGAAUAGUUCCCGGAUCCUUACCUCAGCUUCUACAUGUAAAGAUUAUUAGUGGUCAGAUGUUUCCAAAGCCAAGAGGUUCUGGAACAAAAGGAGAUGUCAUCGAUCCAUAUGUGUAUUUGGAAAUCCGCGGCAUUCCUGCAGAUUGUGCAGAAGUGAGGACAAGGACUGUUCAUUUAAAUGGAGAGAAUCCCAUUUUUGAUGAAAGUUUUGAAUUUGAAAUCAACCUGCCUGAGCUUGUAACACUCCGAUUUGUUGUUUUAGAUGAUGACUACAUUGGAGAUGAAUUUAUUGGCCAGUACACAAUCCCAUAUGAGUGUUUACAGUCGGGCUAUCGGCAUAUCCCUUUACACUCAUUCACUGGGGAAGAAAUUGAGCUUGCUACACUUUUUGUUCACAUUGCAAUAACAGACCGAAGAGGUGGGGGAAAGGCUCACAAACGUGGAUAUUCUGUCAGAAAAGGAAAGAACACAAUAAAAUACACAAUGUUGAGAAAUACUGGGAUCAAGGUUGUUGACGAUGCGUUUAAAAUUGCAGGCCAACCAUUACGAGAAGCUGCAGAUAUACGAGAAAAUAUGCAGAAUGCCAUAAUCUCGUUUAAGGAAGUAUGUGCCUUAGCUCCUACUGCCAAUCUGACUCAGUGCAUACUGACUAUGUCAUCAAGAUUAUUGAACAAUGUCAACACUUCUACAGUAACACUCAACAUGAAGGACAAAUACCCAUAUUUGGAACCAAUUGGAACACUAUCAGAUGUACAAAAGAAGAUUUUGUCAUCAUAUGACCUGGUGAUACAUGAAGCAAGGUACCUGAUUGAUGUUGCUGACACUAUAUAUGACAAGAUCAUGCAGUGUUGGAAGUCAGGACUUGAAUUUCAUAGGGGAAUACAUGGUUUAGCGAAAAAGGAGGGUUUGAAGGGAGCCAAGAUAAAUAAAGCACUGGAAAAUUUUGCAUGGAAUAUCACCGUAUUGAAGGGCCAAGGGGAUUUACUGAAAAAUGCUAAGAAUGAGGCACUGGAAAACAUGAAGCAAAUCCAAACUGCUUGUGUCUCAUGUGGACUGAGCAAGUCAACAAGUGGAAGUGCAUCGAUCAAAUCCAAAUAAAGCCUUCAGGAAAUACAGAAAAAGAAAAUAGAGGAUGGAAUGAAAGUCCUCAUAAUUCCAACGCCAGACUCAGUACCUUGAUGAUGGAGUCAGAACUACUGCUAGUAGUUAACAACCAAGUUGUUAUUUCCCUGGGUGAUACUGAAAAUACUAACAAAACCUUUAAAAAGUACAAAUUUUAUGGCAUAUACCAUAAUAAAAUAAUUCAAGGAAAAAUAUAUUAAAGCAAUAUAUCUAACAUUCAUAUAAACGCCUUUGAACUUGCAUUUUUGGCCCAUUUAAAAGAAAGGAUGAGAACAGGAACUACCAAAAUCACAAUCAGCAUGCACGUUCCUUUAUGUUUUUCAUAGUUAUUAUGCAUGUAUUAGCUUUUAAAUACAUUUUAAUAAGAACAAAAAUAUUUCACUGUACAUUUUUGUUAUGCAUAACAGUAUUUUUUCUGUUGUGAGGCUUUUGUAUGUAAAUGCUGCUUUUAUUUUAAAACAACUGCUCAUAUAUAUGUUGGGGACAUCUUUCAAAAUAUAUUCUGAAAUGUCCUACUCACUCACUCUGUACACAGCUGAGGAACAAAGUCAAGCCUGGAUUCCGUAAUCAGAAAGCCUCAAAUAUAAAAGAAAGGUUUACCAAAGUAGAGCAAAAUGAUUUGUUUAAUAGAUUAACUUCUGAGGAAUAUAGAUAUCACUUUGUGACAAAUACAAGUUGUAACUAACUUAAGAUUUUCAGUUGUUUUGCUGAAAUUUAUGAAAAAAGCAAUGUUCUACAUUGCUGUUCAUCCUCUCAAUUUUCAGGUGCUUACUCACUCUGCAAAAUUUGCAUAUUCAUCAAUGCCUUACCAGUCUUUCCAGUGAUUAUCUGAGAGAUACAGGAACCAGAAAGAUCCUUGGUUGGUGCUGGAUUACCCUAUGUCAUCCAGCAUCUUGGAGUGAUAAAAUUGGCCAGAGUUCACACUAUCCAGUUACUCUUUCUAGAAGGUGAAGACAGUUUGUGGGAAAAGUAUCAACAUCAAUUGAAUGCAUUUAAGAGUAAUAUAGUCUGCCUAUCAUCAAGUGCCAUACAGCAAAAGAUAGUUAAUUGGCUGAGGCAGAAAGAAAUUUCCAUAAAUGUCUUCAAGGGUGGAGAGAAAAGAAGGAAAUUCAACAUGGAAAAUAUAUUGCAUGAGCUGUUUUUGCAGAUGUAUGAUACAUAACGGAUAUUUGCGAAAGUUGACCUUGCACUUGCAUAUGAAGUUUCAAAAUAAUUUGUUUCUUCAGAGGAGUAAGCAUUUAGUCACUCAAGACAAGAUAAAUUUAGAAAAUGAAUGAACUGAAAACUAUAGGUUCCAAAUGAGGUGAAUACACAUCAAGAAGACUUUCCCACAGCUGCAACACUAAUUGAGCUCUGUGCUUGGUAAUCAAAGUUUGAACUAGACCCUGCAUAGACAUUUGUAAUUGUGCUUCUCCUUUGGGACAGUGUUUUCAAAUGUUGGUUAUGUUGCCUGGAAGAAUCAGGAAGAAUGGCUUCCCUGUACUAUCCAAGACCAACAAUCAGCCUUAACAUUGUUGUUAUUGCAAUUAUCGAAGACCUUUGUGGGCCUAACCUUCCUAUCUUCUCUAAACAAGUAUCAAUGCAUGAGUCAGGCUGAACAUACAAGGCAGAAGAUUGGUAGAAUGGGAGUAAAUGGGACAACCAAAUGAUGUCAUCCUGGAAAAGAUGUUCCGGUCCAUCCAGCCUGUCCCACACGAUGCAAUGGCUUGUGCUUUAUGUAUAGAUUCCAACCACUACAUGAUCAGCCAAAUUAAAGUCAACAAAGAUCGGAUAAGACCAGGCAAACUUGAAGGACAAUGUCAGGGAUGUUUAUCUCUAACAAUUGUACAUCCAUUCUCCCCAGUCCCACUUCCCAAGCUGCUUUGGCAUUUAACUAGUCCAGAGUAUCUCUGUGCUCCUGACAAUGUCAUGCUGUGCCUACCUUACAUUGGGGAUGAUUUCCACCCCAGCUAGAAACUGCCCCAGCUCUUUAUUGAAGGAGUUUCAUGAAACAAUGGCAGCCUACUUCAGAGGCCCACUGUUCUCAGGGAAAGGAACGCCACUGUGUGCUAUUUUCAACAGUGCAUUGAGUAAAAGAAGCUAGGUUUUUUCUCUUUAAAGCUAUUUUCUGGAUUUCAAAACAAGAAGUAGUGAAACAGUGGACAGUUAACAAGGACAUUUUUGAAGGAUUCUCAUUUACUCAUUUCCUUAGUAUAUUUCCUUUUUAAUUUGCAAAGUUGUCAUCUUCUGAUUUCUCUGCUUUAGAGGACAGGUUUGUCCCAUGCAGUCAUUUGAUAUGGUCUGUAAAGAGAUCAAUAGAUUUUUGAAGGUUGAUGAACUCAAGUGAUGUGGAGAAAGAGAUUGAACAUUAGGCAUGAUCUUACUGAAAGAUGGAGCAGACUUGAAACAUUGUAUCACUUACUCCUGCUCCUCAUUCUUAUGAUCCUAAAUCUAGCACGCAUUCAAAUAACACGUCUUUGAUCUGGGAUGAUACUUUAAUUUUCGUUAAGUUUAUUAAGGAGCUGUCUUUGAGAGUCAGUGUACAGUCACUACUACACAUUCUUUAGAUUUUUGUACCUAUUUGAUGAUAUAGCAUUUCUUUUGUCUUUUCAAUAUGUUGCACUUAGUGUUUUU